UUACAACCAAGGUGGGCCGGAUUUGGUCUGUCUCACACAGCUAAAGAGGGCAGAGCUAAUUCAGAUGGAACAAACAGUCACAGGUCCAACCAUGAGGAGACCAGAAGGAGGAUUAAGGUGAACCUUAACCGCCUAGAUGUGACCAAGGUUGACAACUCUGGUGAUGGGAAGAAUCAUGGCAAGUCGGACCACACAGGGGGGGACAACAAAACCAGCCAUGUGGAUCACAUGCAUGCCUCCGUGAAGAUCAGCAAGACCUCCGAGAAAUCUGCAGCAAACCAGGUGAAGGCAAAGGUAGAUGUCCUUUCUUCAAUAAAGUUGCCAGAUGAAUCACUGGCUUCAAUCCAGAAUCCAGAUGAAUGCCUGGCUUCAAUUCAGAUGCCUGUUGAAAUGCCAGAUGAUUCCUUAGCCUCAAUCAAGAUGCCAGAGGAAUACCUUGCUUCUAUUAAGAUGCCUGAUGAAUGUCUUGCUUCCAUCAAGAUGCCAAAUACAGGCCUUGCAUCAAAGCAAGAUCAGAGAGAAGCCGAGUUGGCCAGUAAGGAAGAUCCGAACAAAGCAGGGGGUGUUGUGUCUUUCUCCUUUAAGAAGACUGGUGCCAAAAUAUCAUCUGCUGCUGUGUUUAAACAUGAAGAAGAAGAAGACAAAUCAAAAUUGGUGGAGGCUGAUGGACCACAGCCUUCACUGGUUUCUACUAAUGAGUCGGCAUCACAAGAGGAGCAGCAUUCUGUCAAUGAGGAGCACACACAGGCAAAGUCGUUGGGGUCAUUCAUCAAGGUCAUGAACAAAGAGGAGACUAUGGAGCUGGACUGGCCAGUUGCAAUGGUGCAGUAUACAAAAACAGAACCUGUCAUUGGCUAUAGCUGUGAUCCUCUGAUCUUUGACUUCAAUCAGUUAUUGGCCAAGCCAAAGCAUGAUGUUGUCUCAAAGGAAGUGGAGACACCAGCAGUUACUACAGAGGUUGAUCACAAUGUAGUCAAGUCCACAGUGGAAGUCACAGAGACAGAGGACACUGUGAUGGACGAUGUGUCAAAGAAAGAUGAAAAAGCUGCCAAGAAGAAAAAGAAGAAGAGUAAAAAACAUAAAAAAUCAGCCAAGAGCAACAGCACAGCUCAACUAGGAUCAACAGAAGCCGAUGGGAAAAAGUCCUCAGAAAAACGAAAGAAGAAAAAGAAACGUAAGAGCAAACACCAUGAACCAACAGAGGAAGGAAAAACUGAUAAACAUACAGGGGAGAAAAAAGAUGAGAAUGAAGACCAGAAAAAGUCUCAUGGCAAACACAAGAAGGACAAGAAAGUUGCAGAAUCAGAAGGUAAUUCUAGAGGAGGAAGUGACGAGUCUGGGGAAGAAGGUCACAAAAAGUCAGCUAAGCACAAGAAACAUAGACACAGCAAAAAGUCCAAAAAGAAAAAGAAGAAACAGCAUGGUAAUGAGAAGAAGGAGGAAGCCUCAACGAAAGAUUCCGUAAACCAAGAGAGUAAAGAUAACCCUAAAGAUAGUGAAAAGGACACCACAAAGGAGCUGACUAAGGACCAUUCAAAGGAGCAACAAAAGACAAAAACCACUUCUGAACACAAGGUAGACUCCAAACCGAGCCACAAGAAGACAGAGAUUACUCCCAGCAAGAGAAUUAGAGAACUCAGGGAGAAAAAGGAGCAAUCAGAUUCUUCAGAUGAUGAGGAAAAUAUGAGAGAACGAAAGAGGAAGAAAAGGAAGAAAAAAGUGGAUGGGAAGAAAGUAGAUAAAAUUAACGUUAAUAAGUCAGCUGAUGGCAAAAAGCCAGUGGAGAGAGUGGCUGUAAAGCGUAGCUACACUAGUGAAGAGUCUGAGUGUGAGGUAGAGGUUAAAAAACCAGGCAAGACUCCUACCUCAGACAGGAGUAAGAGUUCACCUGCUUUGGCGACUGGAGCAAUCGGCAAGAAAAUAAAAAAGGAACCUGGCAGUGGUUCAGAGAGACAAAGUUUGACUUCGUCAGUGCGUAAACGACAGACGAGCGAGUCUAGUGUAAAUGAGACCACUCCUGUGUCAAUAAAGAAACAGAAAGUUACACCAGUACAAGUAAAGGUGGAGACAUUGGUGGAAAACUCGUGGAAUAAAAUGGAGAAUAUGAUCGAAAUGAAAGCAACAGAUGAUAAUACUAAAUCAAAAUGGGAUACAAGUGACAGUGAAACAGAGGCUUUAGGUGACACUUCUCUUGCCAAAGAACCAAAAGUUCUUGUCAAAACAACACCUGUUGUCAACACAAAGCUGGUCUCACCUGAGAUGAAAAAGACGGCACACAAUCCAGCUGCACAGCAACAUGUUGCAAGCAAACCAACUCACUUGACUAUGUCUGUUUUACAAAACCCAAGUGGGCACCAAAAGGUUAUGUCAGAUUCAAAAAAUGCGCUUCAUAAGAAAAAGGAGGUACGCAAAAAUUCAAGUCGUUCUCACUCUAGGAGCCGACAUCGUCACCGUAGAUCCUAUUCCAGGAGUUACAGUCGGUCAGGAAGUUCUUCAUACUCAUCAGACUCUAGUCAUUCAAGAUCAAGCACAUAUAGCAGGUCGUAUUCCCGUAGCUCACGAUCUAGAUCUCGGUCCCACAGACGAUCACGGAGGUCUAGAUCAUAUAGCAGUUAUACAGACGAUAGCUAUAGUUCUAGGUCACGAUCUAGAUCGUUCAGGAGUCAUAGAUAUUCCCUGUCUAGUUCAUACUCACGCUCAAGGUCAAGAUCAAGAAAUCAUCACUACAGAUCAUAUUCAAGGGGAAGUAGUAGGUCAACUAGUUACUCUAGAUCAAGGAGCAGAUCUAAAUCAUACAGACACUCUCGAUCUCACAGAAGGAAAAGGUCCUCAGACUAUAGUCGGUCUUCACGACGUUCUAGUGUGUUGGAUGAUGAACCCCGUAAAAAAAUUAAAGAAGAAAAGAAAGUGAAAGAGGAGAAAAAUGACAAGGAGACAAAAUCUGAUCCCCUUGACAUCCCUCUACCUGAUUUCAGCAAAGAAGAUGACACAAAAUCAGCAGAAAACAUUGCCCAGAAAAUCAAGGAGAAGAAACAACAACACUCAGAUUUGGUUAAAAAAGGUAUAGCAGCUAGUGUAGAAGCAGAGAAGGAGAAAAAUACAUCAGACACAAAGGAUUUCUUUGACAUUCCUUUACCAACAGUGGAGGACAAGUCAGGAGCACAGGACAAGCCAGAAAACACAUCAGGAAAUUAUCAAGGACCUAUCCUUCCUCCCCCACCACCCCCACCCUUGGGGAUGGACCCCAACCAAUCAAACAUGCCUCCACACUAUCAUGGUCCCAUGGGACCCCAUGGACCUCACAGUGGUCAUCAUGGACAUCAUGGUGGUCCCCAUGGACCGUAUGGACAUCACGACGGACCACACGACUACCACCCAAUGUAUGAUGGACCGGGAGGAUAUGAUGGUCCCCAUGGACCUGGUGGUCCACAUAUGGGUGGGCCUCACGGGCCAGGUGGACCACAUGGACCUGGUGGGCCGAUGCCACAGAACAUGCGGGGACCACCACCUCACCAUAUGGGUGGACAUCCACACAUGGGCCCACCUCAUAAUAUGCACCGUGGACCACACAUGGGACAUCCUCGCAACAUGGGCCCACCACCAAAUAAUAUGGGCAUGAGAGGCAUGCCACCUCAUCGCAUGCCACCUCCAGGCCAGAGAAUGUACCAACCCCCUAACAGAAUGGGACCACCACAUGGCCACAAUAUGGGGCUUCCCCCACACAUGCAGAAUAUGCCACUUCCACACAUGGGUCUUCCACCACACAUGGGAGGACCAAAUGACCCAUACAACACAGGGCCACGUUAUCCAUAUCAUAAUCCAGACAUGAAAGAUCCAACAAAGGACAAAGACAAGGAGCCUCCUCCCCUUCCUCCCUCCCGUUCUCCCUCACCUCAGCCUCCUCCACCAACCAAGGAGGAGGAGAAGAAAGUGGAGGAGAUUGUCACUAACCCAUCUAUUGUGAUCCCUCCUGAGCAAAUAGAGCAGUAUAAGCGUUUACAGGAGCAAGCCCAGAAGCAUGCAGUGAAACAGCUAAGACGACAGGCCAAACAAGAAAAGGGUGAAGCCAUAAGUGAAUCCUCCUCUUCAGAGGAGGAACCAGAAGAGGAAGAGAAUGUAGAGGAGCAAUCGAUAGUGUCCGUGGAUGAGGAUCAGAUCUCGAUAGAGGAACUACAGCAACAUCAGCAACAGCCCACACUCAUUGCCAUACAGUCCCCUGUACCACAACAGACAAUUAUGUUAGCACAGCCGUCAGCUCAGCAAUCUGUAUUGUCCCAGCUACAGAUGGCUGGUAUGGCGGGCAUGGGACAUUCUCCGCAAAUCAUGACCACAGCCAGUGGUCAGCACUUCAUCAUCCCUCAUUCAGCUGCUGGAGGGCUUGUACCCAUUCAGGCUGGGGCACCUAUGAUUGCGGUCCCCCAGCAUGCAGGACUACAGCCUGUGAAUGCCCUGGCUGCUGCAGCUGCAGGUGCACAGCCAGCUCACAUCCCUGGAUUUAUGCAGGCAUCACCACAGUACCACCUGACGCACGCAGGACAUGGACAUGGGAUCCCGAUAGGGGCCCAGCCUACUCUCAUAUCACAUCAACACCAACAGAUUUUCGCCGCUCAGCAGCAGAUGGCUGCAGCAGCAGCAGCAGCAAGUGCUGGACCCACUGUCCAUCUGCCUCAGCACUAUCUGGCAGCAGCACAUGGUGCUCAACCAGUCAUCGUGGGCAACCAUCUGCUUAUUCCACGCCUCGUACGUCCUCACUUAUAACAAAUCAAAUGCACUCUGCUUAUCUCAGCUUUAUAGGUCGGAAUUGUGACAGGUCCAGAUGAAUUCUUUUUGUCCAGUUUCACAUGUUACAGGUGGUGACAACACCUUUAAUCAUGCAUAGAUCAGUGCUAAAUGGAUGUGCCAAAUGUGAGGGGUUAUUGGUUGUGGAACAGUGUGUGCAAGCUAACCUGGUUAUUGACAGUCACUUACUCCGCCCUAGUGUUGAAAUGUUCCUUAAUUGUACAGUUUUAGUGCAAUACAUUGCUAUAUAAAGCUUGUGUUCUAGCUGAACCACACUUAAAGAGACGAGUGUUCAUUGUGAUAAAGCAAUAAUGUGUGCAUGACAAGCUCAGAGGACAAAUGGAAUUUACACUAUUUAAAAGACGUGGGUGAUCUCAUUUAUUGUGGGUGGAAAGAAGGGGGCUGUUAAUUUAUUACGUUCAAAAUAAUAAGGUCCAUGACUAGAAAUCAUAAACAAUAUACACUAUAGAUACAUAGCUCCUCAAGUUAACUGCAUACUUAAGUAUUCAUUACAGAUGGCAAUGGUGACUGGAGAUGAUUCAAAUUUUUAAUAUGCUAUUUAUUUUGUUUUCAAAUGAAUGGAAAUGUAAAAAAUAAAUGUGUAUGAUUGGAACAUGAGUUGAGAUGAAAUGUGUUUGACACAGAUCUGAAUGAUUAAUCUGUUUGCCACUGAUACUUCAAAACAUUAGGGUUUAUAUUUUCCUGUUUGAUUACACAAGGAUAGUCAACUAUGUAGUUGAUUUACAUAUCCUUGAAAAAAUGGUCAGAUUUCAACAAUGUUAUUGUUUUUGUUCCACAGGAGCAAGGUGUUUGUCGUCCGUCUGUCGAGAUCCUUUCUAAGUAACCAGAUAUUUAACAAUUGAGCUCCAGUAAGGACGACAACACGUAUACUACCAGAAAUGACCCUGUGGUAAUAACCCAUAGAAGUAGUCGGGAUCCCCACCCCAUUACUCCAGAGAUUGGCAGUAUCCCUAGGGAACUGGAUCUAUCAGGGAAAUGGUUGAGAUUUCCAUCCCAUAACCAUAUAUGAAAGAGAGGAACACUCAUGCCAUCAGGAUAGGUCCCAGAUUCUGGCCCUUUGGUCAUAACUAGGAAAUGGUCGAGAUCACUCUAUAGCAUAUAUAUGUGCUGGCUGGGCAAGAAAAGGUGAACACGCAACCAUGCUAUAAGGUUUUUAGCUCACGGUCUGACAUUUAGCCCCAGGGUGAUAACAUGGAAAUAAUUCAUAUUAUAAAAAUAUAUUACAAAUUUCUGCCAAAUUCCCUAUGAAAGGUGUCAUCCACUGGGUGACUACUGCAUAGUCUAAAAUAGGAUUUGCAUUGUUACUUUUAAGGUUUGAAUAUUUUUCCAUAUUGCCUGGUUAUAACUUUAGUCAUUUGAAACGUGAAAAUAAGAAUUAGCAAAUGAAAUUAUGUAAAUUGGUGUGAAUUAUAGUCCAGCAUUAAAUUAUUAAUUCAUUGUAUAACUUAAAUUAUUUCUAUGUACAUAAUUUUUAUGUAAGAUUAUUGUAGGCUACUCUUCAUGGAGGUAGUUGCCUUUACAAUGAUAAACAUGUAUAUAGACUCAAUGUUGUGUUGAGUGAUAGAUAAGAACUGGCUUCAGGACAGUUAACUAUUGAAGUGUAUUAAUAUAUAAGCAAGCAAAUUAAAUUGUCUGUCACCUUUUUAAUACGAAAUCUUCUGAAGAACCUUUGGCUAUAGGGGAACGAUACUUGGCUUGUAACUUAUUUGGAUGAAGCCAGUUAAUGUUUAUAAUGUUAAAAUGUUGGGGGGGGGGGGGUUAUUUGGGCCAAAUAUGU
Mizuhopecten yessoensis (Yesso scallop) is the source of this 6577-nucleotide messenger RNA. RefSeq names its product G patch domain-containing protein 8-like. Gene Ontology annotation, cellular component: nucleus. NCBI's taxonomy places the organism in Eukaryota, Metazoa, Mollusca, Bivalvia, Pectinida, Pectinidae. The record is from RefSeq and is a predicted model, not a curated record. The transcript has 6 exons. The annotation marks the transcript as partial.